This is a messenger RNA of Enterobius vermicularis (human pinworm), 669 nucleotides long. The record is from the annotation of a GenBank genome assembly. Lineage: Eukaryota; Metazoa; Nematoda; Chromadorea; Rhabditida; Oxyuridae.
UUUAAAGUAACAAUGAAAGCGAUCAGUACGUUAGCGGUAGUACUCCUCGUCGUUUCUACGGCAUUUGGGUCUGCGCCAGCAACUGCAGCGAGUGUUCUUGAAGAUUGUACCGCAACAAAUCCGACAGCCAAUGCUGGCUGUACGACUUUGUUUCCUACUCCAGCUACUGACUGUGCGACUGGAGACCAAACAGUUGUCAAGCUCUGUCCUUUUACAUGCGGAAACUGUGCAGCAUAUAAGAGCUGCAGUGAUACCGGUGUUCUAAACUGUACUGCGCUCGUAGCUGGCGGUCUCUGUAAAUCCAAAUCGCCGUCAAUUCUUACAAUGGUAACACAGAAUUGUCCGUCCAGUUGUGGCCUAUGCACUAACGGCCUUAACAUAAACGCAGCAUUUUGCGUGGCAGAAACAAAGCUAUCAAAAAGUUACAUUUUAAAUGGAAAAAUGCUUUAUCAGUUUAUGACAGAAACCUGUCCGUCAACCUGUAAUCGAUGUCCGUCGAGUGGCGCUGCUAGUGGAUCAACUUCGGCGUCUUCGCAUCUUCAAAAAAUUGAAGAUUCUGCUGCAAAACUAACAUGUACCAGUUAUAUUUAUAAUGGGUACUGUAGAAGCACUUCGUGGUCUGAAGCUCAAAAGCGUGCCACUUGCGCAAGAACAUGCCAAUUGUGCUAA